CAAAGGCACGUUGGGUCGGAAUUGGCGGGUUGCUGGAGCGAUCGUGUAACGUUACCUUUUGUCUGACCAUCCUGAUAACCUCGAUAAAACAAUAGCAAACUCUUUCUCCAGUCGACAUAUUUCAAACGUUUGUCGACACUUAAAGCCGGUCUAGCUGCACUGAGUUACCGUAUUCGGUGUUAUUUCGCCCUUUAUACGGUAAUUCACAGAAACUGUUGGUAGGUUUCUGAUCGGAUCCAGGUCAACAUGGAGAAGUGGCGAGCACGCUUCUGCAGCAUUAGCCAGCAGGCUAGGCGGUGUCUCGCUUUUAACGGCCGUUUUAGUACGGUUGACGCUGACCAGGAAGCGGAAGGUUUCACAGAGCCUCCGCCCCGUCGACGAGCAUGAGUCAACCUACAGACACCGCUAGUGAUGCUCCCAGCGUCACCGCAGACAGCAAGCUGGCGGCCACAGCUGGGAAGAAGCAGACCAAGAAGAAGGUGGAGGAGGUGGUAGAAGAGGAAGAGGAAGAAUAUGUGGUGGAGAAGGUUCUGGACAGACGUGUGGUGAAAGGCAGAGUGGAGUUCCUUCUCAAGUGGAAGGGCUUCUCGGAUGAAGACAACACAUGGGAACCAGAGGACAACCUGGACUGUCCUGAUCUCAUUGCAGAGUACAUGCAAAAACACAAGUUAAAUGAAAAGAAAGAGACUGUUGGAAAGAGGAAAGGAGAAUCUGACACAGAUGGUGGGGAAGACAGCCGGCCCAAAAAGAGGAAAGAUGAGCAAGACAAGCCGAGGGGCUUUGCACGGGGUUUAGAGCCAGAACGCAUCAUUGGAGCCACAGAUUCCAGCGGCGAGCUCAUGUUUCUAAUGAAAUGGAAAAACUCUGACGAGGCAGAUCUUGUUCCAGCCAAAGAGGCCAAUGUGAAGUGCCCACAGGUGGUCAUCUCAUUCUAUGAAGAGCGACUAACAUGGCACUCUUACCCUUCUGAGGAAGAAGAGAAGAAAGAUGACAAGAACUAGUCCUGUGAGGGGGAAUGAGAGAGGUGGCAAGUCAGGGGCAGUGUUAGACUAGUUUGGGUGGGGUGGGGGUAUUGGGGCUAAUGGACAGUUCAAAGACGGGAAAUCAGACACCCAAAAACUCUUACUCUCAAUGCCAUAAAACUUGGACUCAAAAUAUAUUCAGAGCAAGACAUGCAGACGUGGAGUCAUCUUUAGUGGGCAAAAGUGAAUGUUAGUAAGAAUACUGACCACCAUAAGAAACACGGGAUCGCUGUAUUUCUUUGCUUCUCUUUCUGUUGGAUUAUGGGAAAUGGGGGUAUAUAUAUAUAUAUAUAUAUAUAUAUAUAUAUAUAUAUAUAUAUAUAUAUAUAUAUAUAUAUAUAUAUAUAUAUGCUGCAGUAGUUGCUCAGUCAUUCCCAGAUCAUAAAAAGCUGGCCGAUGUUUGAUGAGGUAUAUACUGAACGCAAUGGAUCCUGUGUGCACAUCCUCGUACCUUCUAUAUUUUUCUGAAAAGAGCUUUUAAAAGAUAUUUCAGUCUAAAUCAGAACGUGUCACUGUGUAAUGUGCUGCCCUAAGUUAAAACCGUAAGUACACAACACUUAAAACUGUAAAAACAAAUUGUCAUUUUGAGUGCAUUGUUUCAUUUGAUAUCGGAGCAUGGUUUGUUCACAUCUCAGUUUUGAGUGUGUGUAGUUACAGUGUUUUGUCUUUGUUAGGCGGUAUGACCUAACUUCUUAAGCCUCCUUUUUCUUUUCCAUCUCAUUUGUUCAGACGUCAUUUGUUGUGUAAAUACAUUCGUCAAAGCUGUUGUCACCUUAUUAGUGAGCAAAAUGCUGUGUAUUGCAGUUUUGCUGUUUUAGCAGUGUUUCUCGAUUUCUAUUCACCAUGUAUCCAGUAUUCUUCUCAUCUUUUAUUUGGUCACCAUUUGAGGAUAUAUAUUGCGUAAAGAUAUAUUCACAAGGAGGGUUUUUUUUUAUAAUUCUAUUGUUUAGUAAACUGCAUUUCCCAUAGUCUCAUAUAAACCUUUUUUAUUUUUACUUGUUAGAUGUCAGUUGCAUUACUGUGUGAAGAGGAUAUAUGCUCUUUAGAUUCCAGCUUCUCAGUCCGAUCUUUCAAGUUUUAUAGACUGAUCAAGGUAUGCCAGACCUGGCUCAUAAAUACUUCAGAAACAGAGGAAAAGUCUGACACUUUGCUGCAUUACCCUCUUCUUCGGCGGUGCUCAAGGAGUUAAAUGUACUACACAGCUUUGAGAUCUUUUUAUCAUAAACCUACUGUAUGUAAAUGUGUAGUGAAGGUGAAAAUUGACCAUCCUACAGAUGAGGUCUUUUAGUACCUCGUUUGCACCAGCAUAAACUUGUCAGUACUGACAAUGUUAGUUUUAAAAUGUUAAAAUAUCUUCUAAACGUUUUUAAAUUGGUUAAAGUAGUAGGAUGAGGAUCACUGGAUACUGUUUUUCUCAAAAUAUGAUAUUGCUAGUGGCAUACACUUCUGCGUACUGGAGGAGACUGAAGUAUUAUCAGCUGUACAAAAUCAGUAAUGUGACUGGAUGAUUUUCCUUUCUGAUUGUCUGUUUUCUCUUAAGUGUACUAUUCAAAGCAUGUUACUUUCUUUCAUUUUCACUUUUUCAAUGUUUAUUUGUUCAUUAAAAUAACACUUUCUUAUUCA
Carassius carassius (crucian carp) is the source of this 2645-nucleotide messenger RNA. RefSeq names its product chromobox protein homolog 1-like. The coding region runs from base 384 to 1001 and encodes 205 amino acids. Gene Ontology annotation, cellular component: nucleus; pericentric heterochromatin. The transcript is spliced from 7 exons. Lineage: Eukaryota; Metazoa; Chordata; Actinopteri; Cypriniformes; Cyprinidae. The record is from RefSeq and is a predicted model, not a curated record. Gene Ontology annotation, molecular function: chromatin binding. Gene Ontology annotation, biological process: chromatin organization; negative regulation of transcription by RNA polymerase II.